Messenger RNA from Drosophila elegans, 3461 nucleotides. It is a transcript of the gene dpr10, whose product is annotated as zwei Ig domain protein zig-8. Gene Ontology annotation, cellular component: neuron projection membrane. The coding region runs from base 337 to 1557 and encodes 406 amino acids. The record is from RefSeq and is a predicted model, not a curated record. The transcript is spliced from 8 exons. Gene Ontology annotation, biological process: synapse organization. NCBI's taxonomy places the organism in Eukaryota, Metazoa, Arthropoda, Insecta, Diptera, Drosophilidae.
GCGACAUCGACGGUGAACGAAAGGCGAAGGCACGGAAAAGCGCGUAAAAAAUCCAAAUAAAAAGUUGAUGGAAAUGUGAGGCCCAAAUACGUGAGGCGCGACAUUUUCCGGACCAGUAUGUGUGUGUGCGCGCUUGUGUGUGUGUUUUUCUGACUCGAGGCAGAAGUAGAUUGCCGUAUAUCAAAGCCCUCAAAGCAAACAAAGUGCGAAUUGAUAGGACGCAAAGCAAACCCAAUAAAGUGAUAGGAAAAGGAGUCAGCCGAGGAUUGAAAGGAGUGAAAAGAAGUAGAGGUGCAACACUAAAAACAGACCGCAAAUCGAGUGGGUCAUCGCAAAAUGUUGACCCUGUGGACGGCACUUUUCUGCUGCCUGUCGGGGCUGGCCGUGUGCUACCAGCGGCAAUCUGUGAGCAACAACAAUCACAACAACGCCGAGGCGAAGCCCACCCACGCUCCCCCCUCGCAUUAUCCCCAUGGCCACAAGUGGAACGAGCCGUACUUUGAUCUCACCAUGCCCAGGAACAUCACAUCGCUGGUGGGCAAAUCCGCAUAUCUGGGCUGUCGUGUCAAGCAUCUGGGUAAUAAGACGGUUGCCUGGAUACGACAUCGCGACCUGCACAUCCUCACCGUGGGCACCUAUACCUAUACGACGGACCAGCGGUUCCAGACCUCCUACCAUCGGGACAUCGACGAGUGGACCCUUCAGAUCAAGUGGGCCCAGCAGAGGGACGCCGGGGUGUACGAGUGCCAAAUAUCCACGCAGCCCGUGCGCAGCUACUCGGUCAACCUGAAUAUCGUGGAUCUGAUAGACGCCGAGACCAGCGACAUGAUGCAGCAGUAUUAUAGCGACGACGCCUUCUAUAUAGCCGAGAAUCGGGUUUAUCAGUCCGGCAACGAUGAGUUCGCCGGGAUGUUCGGACCCAUUCAGACAGUUGCGGUGCCCACGGCCACCAUUCUUGGAGGACCGGAUCUGUAUGUGGACAAGGGCAGCACCAUAAAUCUCACUUGCAUCAUCAAGUUCAGCCCGGAGCCGCCGACCCAUAUCUUCUGGUAUCAUCAGGACAAGGUUCUCAGCGAGGAGACUUCGGGCGGUCGGCUGAAAUUCAAGACCAUCAAGUCGGAGGAGACCAAAUCCAUUUUGCUCAUCUACGAUGCGGAUCUCCUGCACUCUGGCAAAUACUCGUGUUAUCCUUCGAAUACAGAGAUAGCCAGCAUACGCGUCCACGUCCUUCAGGGCGAGCGACCCGAGGCGAUGCAAACGAACGCGGCGCCGGCGGCAGUGGCCCUGGCCUGUUGGUCCUGUCACUUUGGAGAGGCCACGCAGGCGGUCAGGGUAAUUAGCACAAUGGUGGCGGCCCUUGUAUUGUUGGAGGCCUGCUCCUCGUUGCUGCUUCAAAGAGGCGGUGGUGGUGGCGGAGGAGCAGGAGGAGGAGGAGGAGGACCCACUCGAAUCAGGAGCGAGCGACAGGAGAGGACCAGAAGCUACGCAGGUAACCCCAAGGAACCCUCGACGACGUCCGAGGAGCGAGUCAAUAGUGGCAGCCACAAUGCACGGUGAUAAAUUAAUGUCGCCCCGUUGGAAUUCCACCGCCAAUGCAGCAGCAGCCCCUAAAUGCAGUAGAAAUGAUUUAUAGGCGAACUUACGGGAGCAGCAGCAUCUGAGGUCCUUCCGCCCGAGCUGCAUGUAAUACCUUUCCAAAAAAAAAAAAUGAACCCAACUAAUUAUGCUAAUGAUGGAAGACGCCGUGCUCAUGGCGCUGCUCCUCCUCCUUCGCAAGUUGUAAGUAAGUGUGUUUCUAAUUAAGUGGGCUGGGGAUUAGUUAGUUAGGCGGAAAUCAGAGCCAUGUACAUAAACUUCUCACGUAAAUUGCCAGCACACUAGCGAACUUAGCUAAAUGGAAAGCAUUUCGAACGAAUCAUCAAAUUAGAGAACUAUAUUCAAGUGGUUUGCUUAUAGAGCCAUGCCUAGGUGUUUACAGAAAUAUUAAAGUAAAUAAAAUGGAAAACAGGGGGGCUUUUGGCAAGCAGCAGAAAUUUAAAAAUUAAAUUUUAAGGUAUUCUCUAAAAUAAUUGGAUUUAAAUACCUAAGGUAAAGUGUAAUUCGUUUUUAAAAAAUAACAAAAUAAAUUUUAUUUGUAUAUAUAUGUAGAACUCAGUCUCCCUAAGAUUUGAUUUUAAAUAUCUACUGACUUCCCAAAGACCCCUGUUUAGAAACGUAAGAAUAUACAAAAGUAGCAAAAGUUUACUCAGAUUGUUGUAAAUAUUAAAGGGAUUCGUUCUUGAUUUGUCUGUGUUGUCCUUGGGUUACCCUGUAUAGCUUAGCGUUUAAGCAUUGUAAAUAUUUAGACGUACAAAGUAGCUAACUGUUUGGACACGAACUUCUCCGAAGGUUCCUAAACCAACAAAAUUUUUGAACACAAUUUACAUGUCCACUUCUCCCUCAAUAAUCUAUGGUAACUCAGAUAAUGCAUGAGAAAUUCCUGCCAAAAACACGCCUCAGUUCGAAGUGCGACUUUCCGGGCUAACAAUUUAUUUAGAAGAAUUUCUCCAAGUCUUGUGGGCAGUUCCUGUUCCCAUUUACCAGCUCCUGGCAAUGGGUUCAUUGCUCUGCCCUAGCCCAGUAAAAUUUAGAGCUCCCAUUUCAGCAUGUCCGGUUGCAUUUUUACGCCCCUUACUGCCCCUCCGGAAAAUAGAAAAAAGGAAGACAGAACUGGCAAGUCACUUUUCACUCUUGUCAACAAAAUAUUUGCAUUUCCAUUUGCCGAAGCGCUCGCAGUCGAAUGGGUUCAGGUUGGUCUUGUCUUGAGGAACUUUGUCCUGCAAAUCGAGCCGAGGCUCCUUCGUCCUGUGCCACAUUUAAAAAUGUAUGGCCACUGGCCGGGACAUUGGGAAGCCAGGGCCUGUAAGGAGCUGAGUUUAACUGAUCAAAAUUGUAAAUAAACCUGCAUAUAUACCAUAUGAAUAAACUAUAAACUGUAAUCAAGUAUUUGUGUGGUAGUCAUACAUUACAUAUAAAAACACACACAUAAGAAUGCACACUGACAUCGCAAAUCGGUCUAUAUACAUGUACGGAUUUAUAUACGUAUCGAUAUUAAAAAUGUAAACCCAACGCAUGCAAAAUUAGUCGCGACAUGUAAAUGAAUGUUUAAUGGGUAAAUUAAUGUUGCCAUAUGAGGGACAGAAAAAACCAUGAAUAUAAUUGCAAUUAAGCAAAUAAAAUAAUAUAUGUUAUAAGCAUAAUAAGGAGAAAAAUAGCGAGUAUUAUAACAGAAGCCGAAAAGCAGAAAACGAAAACAUAAACAAAAACAAACUCUGUUGACUUUUGUUGCAAACAAAAUGGCAACGCAUUAUUCAGAUUAUGGAAAUUGUUUUUAAUUUUUAAACGACGUAGCCACGUAAAUAUGGAAAUCGGUAUGAAAAAUUUCAAUAAAGUUUUUUUUAGUUACUACCAUCCAAUGAUAA